AUGCACUCGCUGGAGCGCGACUUCGAUGGCGUUCGUAUAGCGUGGAGCAGCGACAUGGGCGGUCUGCCCGUUGACCGGCGCAUUGUGUCAGUCAUCGAGAGUCAGCGUGGCACAUUCGGGGAACUAGGCUGCGACUUAGACGAAGCGUGUCCCGAUUUCAGCGAUGCCAACGAGGUUUUUAUGGUGUCGCGAGCCGCCGGCAUGGCCGCUACUCGCGCGGAUAUGCUGAAUACGUACCGCGAUCAGAUUAAGGACACGGUGAUAUGGAAUAUUGAAGAGGGCUUAAAGCUCACUGCGGCCGAUGUGGGCAUCGCGGAGGUCAAGCGCGCCGCUCUCUACGAGAGAGUUCGCAAGUUUAUGGAGACCUAUGAGUUCAUGGUCUUCCCGGUCAGCCAGCAUCCUCCUUUCGAUGUAACUCAGCCGUACCUCACAGAGGUCAAUGGUGUGCAGAUGGAGACAUACAUCGACUGGAUGCGCUCCUGCUACUACAUAACCGCGACCGGGCAUCCCGCCAUCUCGGUGCCGUGCGGCUUCACCGAUGAUGGCUUACCCGUGGGCGUGCAGAUAGUCGGGCGGCAUCAGAGUGAGUUCAGCGUGCUGCAAUUGGCUUAUGCCUUCCAGCAGGCGACAGGCUUCUGGAAAAGCAGAGGCCUGCCGUUGCUCUGUAGAGAGUACUACCUGCUUACAGCCAUCUGA
Molecule: messenger RNA, 696 nt
Organism: Geodia barretti
Lineage: Eukaryota; Metazoa; Porifera; Demospongiae; Tetractinellida; Geodiidae
Source: the annotation of a GenBank genome assembly